Messenger RNA from Guillardia theta CCMP2712, 1589 nucleotides. RefSeq lists its product as hypothetical. The record is from RefSeq and is a predicted model, not a curated record. Gene Ontology annotation, biological process: positive regulation of cytokinesis; protein dephosphorylation; microtubule cytoskeleton organization. Gene Ontology annotation, molecular function: protein tyrosine/serine/threonine phosphatase activity. NCBI's taxonomy places the organism in Eukaryota, Cryptophyceae, Pyrenomonadales, Geminigeraceae. The transcript has 2 exons. Bases 34 to 1377 code for a protein of 447 amino acids.
GGAAGGAUCGUGAUUCUCAAGGACAAGCUCUAUAUGCGCGCCUUGGACAAUGGAAGAGGAAUGCCACCUAGCAAUGAUGAGAUCCGCGUGAGACUCAGUAAGAACCUGCAGUAUGUUCCCUUCUGUGCAGAUUUUGGGCCGAACAACCUCGGAGUUGUUUUGCACUUCUGUUCUUCCAUUAAGCAACUGCUGCAAAAGCAGACCAACAAGAAGAGUGAGAUCGUCUUUGUGUACAACCCACAGCUGGAAGACUUCACCAACUCCAUCUUUCUGCUCGGAUCCUUCCUCUGCCUCUACCUCGAUGCGACAGCAGACGAGGCAUGGGAACCUUUCCAUCAGAUCAAGAACGGCAGGUUCUUAGACUACAGGGAUGCGACAUGGGUCAAGAGCACCUUUGACCUUCACAUUCAAGACUGCUGGGAGGGGCUGGUCCAUGCAGUUCGGCAUAACCUUCUGGCGGUGGACGACUUCGAUGUGAGGGAGUACUUCUACUAUGACAACCCUCAGAACGGCGAUCUGCACGAGGUUGUGCGGGGUAAGUUCAUCGCUUUCAAAGGCCCUCGAGAUGACUGCCAGAAACAAGAUUUCUCCGUCCACCCCACGACCUACAUUGAUGUAUUCAAAUCCAAGGGAGUGAAGGCUGUGAUCCGUCUCAACAUCGAGGAGUACGACAAGCGCACCUUUGUGAAAGCCGGCAUCGCCCAUCACGAUCUCUUUUUUGUGGACUGCACAACUCCGUCGGAUGACAUCGUCCACAAGUUCCUCACGAUUGCCGAGGAUCCCUCGAGUGGGGUUGUCGCAGUGCACUGCAAGGCUGGUCUGGGCCGCACGGGCACGCUCAUUGCCCUCUACCUCAUGAAGCAUUACUUGUUCACCGCCCGUCAGGCUAUCGCGUGGGUUCGCAUCUGCAGGCCGGGAAGCAUCAUCGGGCCGCAGCAGCACUACCUGGUGCAGCAGGAGAAGAGGAUGCAUCAGCUGGGGAAGUCUGGUGUGCAGGGCCUUGGGAUCACCGUCUCUGACGAGUCGAAGCAGCAGGACCUGAGCACUGCAGACGAGCUGGCAGAAAUGAUCACCACGGGAAUGAAUCAUCGGGAUGGAAGAAGAAUGCUGUCGGCGGGCCAGAGCAGCAGGGAUGGGAAGCGAACGCUCUCCAAGUCUGUCUCCUUCAAUUUCAAUACCUCGCGUGACGUUAGCAAUGUUGAGAUCAUGGGAUCUAAUCAAGUUUCGUCCCUGGCAAGACUGAGUUUGAGGAAAGUUACCUCGGAUCCCGGCUUGCCUGCAAGCAUCAGAGGCAGCAACAUCGGGUCAUUCGGAGAUUCGAAGGAGAGAAAAAUGAAAGACACCUUGAGAUUGAGCUCAAGAAAAGGGAGAUUGUAGCAAUUUUCGAGGACAACUUGUAAUAUUUCUGUAAACUAGAAUUGUGUAGAACAUCGACAAAAAAUAUCAAACAAAUCAAGAUCAAACAAAGUUGGACCUAACCAAAACACGAAUCGAAGUAACCACACAUCUAAUAGUUGCAUAGGGCGCGCGCCCUUCUAACAACCGUCACAUAGAGAUAGUUCCCUCUGGGCUCAACGAUUCCUCUUGCU